This is a messenger RNA of Kluyveromyces marxianus DMKU3-1042, 915 nucleotides long. RefSeq names its product cyclin-dependent serine/threonine-protein kinase PHO85 (gene PHO85). Gene Ontology annotation, cellular component: nucleus; cytoplasm. The coding region runs from base 1 to 915 and encodes 304 amino acids. The transcript is spliced from 2 exons. Lineage: Eukaryota; Fungi; Ascomycota; Saccharomycetes; Saccharomycetales; Saccharomycetaceae. Gene Ontology annotation, biological process: protein phosphorylation. The record is from RefSeq and is a predicted model, not a curated record. Gene Ontology annotation, molecular function: cyclin-dependent protein serine/threonine kinase activity; ATP binding.
AUGGUAGCACCUUCUCAGUUCAAACAACUAGAAAAGGUUGGUAAUGGUACUUAUGCAACAGUUUACAAGGGUUUGAACAAGACUACGGGUGUCUAUGUCGCUCUAAAGGAAGUGAAGUUGGACAGCGAAGAAGGAACUCCUUCGACUGCGAUCAGAGAGAUUUCGUUGAUGAAAGAACUAAAACAUGAGAAUAUCGUGAGGCUAUUCGACGUCAUCCACACCGAGAAUAAACUAACGUUGGUAUUUGAAUUCAUGGAUAACGAUCUAAAAAAGUUUAUGGAUAACAGGAAUAAAGGAAAUGCGCAUAAAGGUCUGGAGAUGGAUCUUGUAAAGUACUUCCAAUGGCAAUUGCUGCAAGGUGUUGCAUUCUGUCAUGAAAAUCGAAUCUUACAUCGUGACUUGAAACCUCAAAACUUGUUGAUCAAUAACAGAGGCCAGUUAAAGCUUGGUGAUUUUGGUUUGGCUCGUGCAUUCGGCAUUCCAGUAAAUACAUUUAGCAGCGAAGUCGUGACGCUCUGGUACAGAGCACCCGAUGUGCUAAUGGGCUCUAGAAACUACUGUACAUCCAUCGAUAUUUGGUCUUGUGGGUGUAUUUUGGCAGAAAUGAUAAUGGGCAAACCACUGUUCCCAGGAUCCAAUGACGAGGAACAACUCAAACUCAUAUUUGAUAUUAUGGGGACACCAGUGGAACGCACAUGGCCUCAGGUUACUCAACUAGCUAAGUAUAACCCACUACUACCACCACGCGCUCCUCGUGAUCUAAAGCAAUUACUUCAAAGCAAUACCGAUGAAGUUGUCGAUGAUAAAACGGUAGAUCUAUUGAAAGGACUAUUACAGUUGAAUCCAGACGCAAGACUUUCAGCUAAAGAUGCACUCAACCACCCGUGGUUUGCUGAGUAUAACCAUGCAAACUAA